AUGGAGAUUUCAUCAAAAGAAAACACUCGGUUUUUCUCAAACACCACCACCCUUCAUGUGGACCGAUCUUCAUUCAAAUCUGAAUCUUCCGCAUCCAAGGAAAAACAGUCGUGUUGUGGAGGUAUCAAGAUAUUUCUUGGUGCAUUGUCUUUUGUUUAUUUUGCUAAAGCACUAUCAGGAAGUUAUCUAAAAAGUACUAUCACACAAAUAGAAAGAAGAUUUGAUAUCCCUUCCUCUCUGGUUGGCGUUAUUGAUGGCAGUUUUGAAAUUGGGAACCUCCUAAUCAUAAUUCUUGUAAGCUACUUCGGAGCGAAGCUUCACAGGCCAAGAAUAAUUGGAGCAGGCUGCUUAAUUAUGUCAGCUGGAACAUUCCUAAUUGCGAUGCCCCAAUUCUUCAUGGGACGAUAUCGGUAUGAAAGAUUUCCUUCCACCAUCAAUUCGACUGUUAGCAUCUCUCCAUGCCUGCAGGAUAAAAGCCAAACUCCGCUCUCAACCUUAGAAAAAUCUCAAGCAAAAAUAAAUGCAGGGUGUGAAAAAGAAGCAGGCUCUUCCAUGUGGAUCUAUGUUUUACUGGGAAAUCUUUUGCGUGGAAUAGGUGAAACUCCUAUCCAGCCUCUGGGAAUUACAUACAUUGAUGAUUAUGCCAUUGAGGAGAAUGCUGCCUUAUAUAUCGGCUGUGUACAGACAGUUGCAAUUAUAGGGCCAAUAUUUGGCUUUCUUCUAGGAUCCCUGUGUGCCAAACUUUAUGUUGACAUUGGCUUUGUGGAUCUGGACAGCGUAACAAUAACUCACAAGGACGUGCAGUGGGUGGGAGCCUGGUGGCUGGGUUACUUAAUCGCUGGUGUGAUUAGUGUUCUGGCCGGCAUCCCCUUCUGGUUCCUGCCAAAGCACCUCCCGAAACCAGAGAGCAGAAAGGACUCAAAUACCUCUUCCGAGCACUCAAAGUUCAUCACUGAGGAUAACAAGGAUCAACACAAACCUUAUCAGCAGCAAGUGAAGAUUGCUGAGAUGGCAAAAGACUUCUUGCCAUCACUGAAGAACCUCUUUGGGAACCCAGUUUACGUUCUGUAUUUGUGUGCAAGUAUCAUUCAGUUCAAUUCUUUAAUUGGCAUGGUGACGUAUAAGCCAAAGUAUAUUGAACAACAGUAUGGGCAAACAUCUUCAAAAACUAAUUUUGUUAUAGGCUUGGGUUCAGUUCCUGAACUGGGAUUUUCAUUAAUACAGUUUUUUCUGUUGAAAAAAUUCAGAAUCAAUGUUUUAGGGGCCGCAAAACUCUCCCUGGCAUCAUCUUUCUUUGGUUACCUUUUGCUCCUAUCAUUAUUUGCUAUGGGCUGUGAGAACUCGGAUGUGGCUGGACUGACUGUGUCGUACCACGGAACUAAACGGACGACUGAUUACGAGCAAGCCCUGUUUUCAGAGUGCAACUCAGGCUGUGCAUGUUCCAAGAAUGACUGGGACCCCAUCUGCGGGGAAAAUGGAGUUACCUACGUUUCUGCUUGUCUCGCCGGCUGCCAGGCGUCCAACGGCAGUGGGAAAAACACCGUAUUUUUUAACUGCAGCUGCGUGGGAGCCUUGGAGUCUCCUUCACAAAGUUCCUCGGCUGUGGUGGGACCAUGUCAAAAAGGAAAUGAGUGUCCAAAAAUGUUUUUGUAUUUUCUAGUAAUCUCAGUUAUCACUUCAUAUACUUUGUCAGUAGGUGGCACGCCCGGGUACAUACUGCUUCUAAGAUGCAUUAAACCACACUUGAAAUCAUUUGCACUUGGAAUCCAUACCAUGGCAAUAAGAGUACUUGCGGGAAUUCCAGCCCCAGUGUAUUUCGGAGUGGCGAUCGAUACCACUUGCCUGAAAUGGGGAAGCAAAAGAUGUGGGGGAAGAGGAGCGUGCAGACUCUACAACUCCAGUGCACUCAGGUACGUGUACCUGGGGCUGACUUUGGUGUUGGGCACGGUGUCCAUUUUCUUCAGUGUUGCUGUCCUUUGGGUUCUCCGGAAAAGGUCUUCUCCACAAGAUGAGACCCUCUCAGCCAACGGGGAGAGAGGCACCUGUGGGACAAAGAGCAGGAAAAAUAAUUUUGUGAAUAAUGACCAUUUAAUUCAGACAACUUACUGGCCAGAAAAGGAGACCAGACUUUAG
Messenger RNA from Egretta garzetta (little egret), 2133 nucleotides. RefSeq names its product solute carrier organic anion transporter family member 1C1. Lineage: Eukaryota; Metazoa; Chordata; Aves; Pelecaniformes; Ardeidae. Gene Ontology annotation, molecular function: bile acid transmembrane transporter activity; protein binding. The coding region runs from base 1 to 2133 and encodes 710 amino acids. Gene Ontology annotation, biological process: sodium-independent organic anion transport; transmembrane transport; bile acid and bile salt transport. Gene Ontology annotation, cellular component: membrane. The record is from RefSeq and is a predicted model, not a curated record. The transcript is spliced from 15 exons.